GUAGAGGGCUGUGCCCCUACCUUCUAAGAGCCCCAGUCUGUCUUGGGAAGCCCCUCAUCUAAGGGUAAAGCACACUCUUGCAGGCCCAGGAAAGAGUCAGGAAUCCCCUGCAAUGAGUACAUUUAAUACGUUUCUGUGAGGGCCCUAUGUCUGUGCAGAACCAGGAGCGGGUGCUGAGGGUGCAAGGAAAGCAGACCUCCCCACUUCGAAGAAAGGUUCACAGCGAUUUCAGAAUGGCGAGGAUGUGGCCGAGGUGCUGCAGGAGCGGCACGUCACACACACUGACCUGGAGGGCUCUCCUCCGUUCCCUCAGCACUCCCAGGGAUACCCGCCUUCUGCCUUUUUGCGCUGCCUUCCUAGCUAGCUGGUCACAUGCCUGUCUCACCCAUCUGACCACUGUGCAUUCCUCUCCAAACCCUGGGCUGAGCUCAGGAAUUGCUUGGGGAAAGAAGGGAGCAGAGAAGAAAAAAGAGACAAUCCCCCUACCAAGCCCAGACCCCAGCCCUCAACCCAGAAGCCACUGUCUGGUUAGAGACCCCAGCUGAGCUGCCAGGGCUGGGGAGACAUGGGGGACAAGCAUGCUGAGCCUCCCCCAUCCCUCAAACAGUCCCUUUCCACGUUGUUUGGGGGCAGAGUGGAUCUGUGAGUGGGCCUGGGGUGAGGAGGCUGCAAAGAACUAUUAGGAAUCAGAAAGCCAGCCCUGGAAGACUCCUGGAGAGGGAGCAAAAGGCUGAUUUUAGCCACGGGCACCAGGAGGCAGGAGCCAGCAGCAGGGAGCGGGAGGGCUGCACCCUCCGAGGGGCUGGGGGCGGGCAGAGGUGGGUCUGUGCCUGCAGACGUCACCCUGGGCUUUAUAAGGGACAUGAUCAGGGCAUCGGUGAGAGUGAGCCCAUAAGCCCAGCUCGCCUCCCUCGAGGUGCCCCCCUGCCCAAGUGGUGUCAUCCUUUGGAGACCCCUCAGGACACAGCCAAGGCAAGGUAGGUGGCCUGCAGCCUCCACACCAGGGGAGGGGUCUGGCUGGACCCAGGGAGGCUCACGAGGUGGGAGCAGGCAUGUGUCCAGGCAGGCAAAAGGGGUGCUGAUCUUCCCUGAUGAGUGGGGUGUCGGGGUAGAUACACUGACUUGCACUUUAUGAAACCAGGACCUUGGGGGUUACUUUCUGGGGAGUGACUGCGGUGAGUGAGCUCCCCGUGGCUGGGAUAAGGGGUCACAGAGGCGUCUGUAGGGACCUGGCGAACACGGGGGGCUCCUCUGAGCAGUUCCCCGUUGCGCAGAUGGCAAACACAGACGUAAACAAAGAGCUCGUGAGUGCCCUGCCAGCCCUGGCACUAGGAGAUGGGGUCACCCCAGAAGGGAGCCAUCCCACCCCAAAAGCUUUCCAAGCAAGCCUGGAGUUUCUGUUACUCUCUAGGUACAAAACCCCUGGGACAGAGGGACCACAAAAUUGCCACUGUGGCCCUUGGAAGCUGAUGGUUCUUUUCCAAACAAUUUAGUUCUACCACAUGUUAAAAGCCCCUGUGCGCAGGAACCAAGGGGGGGUGUGUGUGUGUGUUGGGGACAGGUAGGAGGGAAAAACCAAAGUUCUCACACGGCGCCCAUGGCAAGCACUACCUCUGCUGGGAUGGGGAGGAAGCACUACAAGUGAGAGGAGCAUGAAGGAGGAACACCACCUUCUAACCACACAGCUUGGCCACUGCCCCCUCCCUCAUGUACCACCCUGCUUCUGAAGAGCAGCCUGAAUUCUCCACCUGAAAUGCUCAUCUACACACACUCCAGUCUGACUCACACCGCUCCGGGAUGAAGCCCCUGGUGGCCCCUUUCCCAGCCUCAUCGCUCACUCUCUCCCCAGCCAAGACCCACCCCCCUGGCAGGCUGGAGGGCGGCACUUCCCUCUACUCCUGGCGUCGGCUUCCUUGCUGGGACUGCCAUCGAUGAACCUUUAUUCAUCUGGCUGACUUGUGCUCAGAAAAUCAGCUCAGGCGCCACCCCUGCAGAAAACCUGCCUGGACCCUCCAGGUCAGGGUCUGGUGGGCUCUGAAGCACCCCGGGCGGCCUGCAGCGCUGCCUGCUCCCCACCAGUCUGUCUUCCAUUGUUUGAUGGUCAAUCUCAAAGUGCCUGAUGACUUUUCCAAAGAGACAUCAGACUUGGGAGCUGGAAGAGCCGGAGGAGGGCAGUGGAGGAUAAGAAGGCAAGGGGGUGAAAAGGGGCUCAGGGUCUCCCUGACCCCACCCACGUGCUCACAAGCCUCCGGUCUAUCACUGGCCAUGUUACCUUGAGACGGUCUGCUUAUGACUCGAUUUCUUGCGCUAGAUCUCAGGGGAAGGCCCGGGGAAGGUGUGCAAUACCUGGUUGUUGUUACCAGGAGUGAUUUCUGAACUGACCUGGACCCUGUGCACCCAUGGUCUAAAGCCACAACAGAAACAGUUUUACACUCUUCUCUCUAGUGGAUUGAACCUGUCUCCACUCCACGCCCUGCCCCAGGCCUUAAGGCCGGUGCAGAAAGCCAUGAUCUGGGUUUCAGGGUAUCACAGAGUCAAAGUCUACAAGGAAAGUGACCAUCUGAGGGGACAGUUAGUGGCCAGUCUGAUCCAAUGCUCUUAUUUUUCACAGGUAACAAUAAGAUCCAGAGAUUGGGGGUGGACCUGUUCUAAUCUCACAGGAGGGAGGGAGGAGCUGCAGCCACAUUUGAGUCCUUCUGAUACCAUUCUUAUUCUACCCCAUGCUUGCAUCUCGAGGGAGCAGGAGGGGACCAGGGCGCAGGAGCAAGAACAGAGGGAUGGAUGGGCUGAGCUGCCACUGGCAGCUGAUGGGCACAAACAGCUCCCCCACCCACUUCCCCCUGACCGCACAGGGAGGUCCGGCCUUAGAUCUGGCACCCACACCCGUUCCGCUCAGCCUGCAGUGCUGCCUGUUCUCCACCAAUCUGUCUUUCAUUGUGUUUGCUGGACAGUCUCAAAGUGCCUGAUGACUUUUCCAAAGAGAAAUCAGCCUUGCGAGCUGGAAGAGCCAGAGGGGGGCAGUGGAGGAUGAGAAGGGAAGAGGGUGAAAAGGGGGUCAGAGUCUACAGCUCCCCCCUCAACUGCCAAGAUCACACAGUCAAUUAAAUCCAUACCCUCUCAGGGCCCACAGAGAACAGAAUGUGGAGACAAUUGACCUGAUCCAUCAGGGAAAGCCUUUUUCUCUUUCCUGAAUUAUAGGCAAUAAGACAAUUUAAUGAUGGCUUUCAAGGCUAUGAAGGGUUAUGAGAGCAAGCAAGAUGAUUACCUCUUCCUUUUUUCUUGAAAAAGGAAAAAAAAGAAGUUCCUGUUACAGCAAGAGGGCCUGGGCCGGAUUUAGAAAGGCACGCUCCAGCUGGGAGAGUGGAGCAUGGAGAGCUGUGAUUCCGGCAAAGCCUAGAGUGCAGGCAAGAGGCCCCUGCUCCCAGGCUCCCGGGAAAUGGCCUGGGCCUCAGCAUCCUCCACUCAGUGCAGCUCCUUGCCCACCUCACUUAACCCCUCCCUGCUCAUCGUUACACUCGUUUUUCCACUCCUCGCAUCUCACUCCUCGUUUUUCCAACAUUCCUCUCAAGCAAACCCAAAGUUCAGAACCCUGGCCAUUUUCCAACCUGAGCAGUCCUGCCCCUUCCACAAGUAUGGCUCCUCCCUCCUUUCUUUCCUUCCUAACUUUACUGGCCUCGCCUGGCAGGAGGCCCUCCCUGACGAUCCUCACCUAGCACGAGUUUAGCUUGAACUAUAUGGCGAGAGGGCUCUCAGUCCUAUUUCCCUGCUCUGUCGGUUCUGGCUCAUCCCUCCACGGGGGCUUCCAAGGGCAGGGUUGUCUCCUCUCUUCCAGGUGCCUGCUGCAUGCAGGGCUCUGCCCAGGGCCUAGCCCAGGCAGCGCCUAACCCCGUUCCUCCUCCCUCUCUCUGUCUUGGCCUCAGGGCACUUCCAGGACCUGCAUCUUCUCACCAGGAUGAACGUGCUGCUUUCCUGGCAGCUGAUGCUUUUCCUUUGUGCCACCGCCUUCAGGGAGACAUUGGAAAAGGUGGCGCCCAUGGAGAGUCCUAGAACCACAGGCUCGCAGCUUGGACCCGCGACGCUCCGGGCGCCCUGGGAGCAGAGCCUGCGGUGCGCGGCGGGGAAGCCCGAGGCGGCCGGGCCUCGGCCUCGGGGGGCCGCGCUGUGCCCCCCUGAGAGCUCCGCGGGCCCCCAGCGGCUGGGCCCGUGCGCCCCGCGCAGCCGCCUGAUCCCGUCCCCGAGGGGCGCGGUGCUGGUGCAGCGGGAGAAGGACGUGUCCGCCUACAACUGGAACUCCUUCGGCCUGCGCUACGGCAGGCGGCAGGCGGCGCUGCCCGGGGGCCGCAGCGCCGUGCGGGGCUGAGCGCCGAGGUAGGGCCUUCGCCUCCAGCCCCACCCGGGCCGGAGUGGGGCGGGCAGGGCAGGGCUGUCGACCUGCAAUUUGUGUACCGAAGCAAUAAAAGAAAUGCUGCCGACUCACCUGCGUGUGACCUGGGGCUCAUUUUUGCAGGUGGCGCGGGUGAGAUUGUUACACUGUCUCUCAACUUCAUCUUUAGCUGGUUUUAAGGUGG
Messenger RNA from Bubalus bubalis (water buffalo), 4568 nucleotides. It is a transcript of the gene KISS1, whose product is annotated as KiSS-1 metastasis suppressor. Gene Ontology annotation, cellular component: neuron projection. The transcript is spliced from 2 exons. Bases 3953 to 4360 code for a protein of 135 amino acids. Gene Ontology annotation, molecular function: kisspeptin receptor binding. NCBI's taxonomy places the organism in Eukaryota, Metazoa, Chordata, Mammalia, Artiodactyla, Bovidae. The record is from RefSeq and is a predicted model, not a curated record. Gene Ontology annotation, biological process: G protein-coupled receptor signaling pathway; positive regulation of cytosolic calcium ion concentration.